GGCUGUGGGAGCUGCUGCCUGCCAGCCUGCUGCCUCCUGGGACCCACGGCUCUACCCCUGCAGGGGUUCAGACGCCUUUGCUUCUGCCUCAAGAUGAUGUGACGUGUUUGGUAGCGCGGAGGAACCAUGAUGGCCACGCAGACGCUGAGCAUAGACGGCUACCAAGACGGGCAGCAAGUGCAAGUAGUGACAGAGUUAAAAACUGAGCAAGAACCCACCUGCUCUGAGCCAGAUGCGGAAGGGGUGAGCCCCCCUGCGGUGGAGCCCCAGACCCCCAUGGACGCGGACAAGCAGGCCAUUUACAGGCACCCGCUGUUCCCACUGUUGGCUCUACUCUUUGAGAAGUGCGAGCAGUCCACGCAGGGCUCCGAGGGCACCACGUCGGCCAGCUUCGACGUGGACAUCGAGAACUUCGUCAGAAAGCAGGAAAAGGAGGGGAGGCCGUUCUUCUGUGAGGACCCAGAGACAGACAACUUGAUGGUGAAGGCCAUCCAGGUGCUGCGCAUCCACCUCCUGGAGCUGGAGAAAGUGAAUGAGCUGUGCAAGGACUUCUGCAGCCGCUAUAUCGCGUGUCUCAAGACCAAGAUGAACAGUGAGACCCUGCUGAGUGGGGAGCCGGGGAGCCCCUACUCGCCCGUGCCAUCCCAGCAGAUUCAAAGUGCCAUCACGGGGACCCUCAGCCCUCAAGGCAUCGUGGUGCCCGCCUCCGCCCUGCAGCAGGGGAACGUAACCAUGGCGACAGUGGCAGGCGGCACGGUUUAUCAGCCUGUCACGGUCGUCACUCCACAGGGCCAGGUGGUCACGCAGGCACUGUCGCCUGGAACCAUUAGGAUCCAGAAUUCCCAGCUCCAGCUGCAGUUAAAUCAGGACCUGAGCAUCUUGCAUCAAGACGAUGGCUCCUCCAAGAACAAGCGGGGUGUCCUGCCCAAACAUGCCACCAACGUCAUGCGCUCCUGGCUUUUCCAGCACAUCGGGCAUCCCUACCCAACGGAGGAUGAGAAGAAGCAGAUCGCCGCUCAGACCAGUCUGACACUGCUCCAGGUCAACAACUGGUUCAUCAACGCCAGAAGGCGGAUCCUCCAGCCCAUGCUGGACUCCAGUUGCUCAGAGACCCCCAAGGCCAAGAAGAAAACUGCCCAGAACAGGCCGGUGCAGAGGUUCUGGCCUGACUCCAUCGCGUCAGGGGCCGCACAGCCUCCGCCGAGCGAGCUCGCCAUGCCCGAAGGAGCCGUUGUGACCAUUACCACGCCUGUGAACAUGAACGUGGACAGCCUGCAGUCACUUUCUUCUGACGGGGCCACCCUCGCCGUGCAGCAGGUGCUGAUGGCGGGGCAGAGCGAGGACGAGUCAGUGGACAGCGCCGAGGAGGACGGGGGCGCGCUGGCCGCAGGCCACCUCGGAGGGCUGGUGCUUGACAACAGCGGCCCCCUGCCCUAGACGGGCUGCUCCAGGACUUCCGGUUUGCACAGCAAACACCUUACAGUUUAUUUCUAAUGUUUUAUAUGUAGCUAUAGAAGAGUGCACUUUUGUAUUUCCUAGUGAGCCCAGGGAGCGCACAGCCCGUGCAGCAGCUUCCUCGGGGUGUGCGUGUGGGUUUUUAAAGUGGUCCCUGGCACGAACGUACCGAGUGGCCCCCGACCGAGUCGUCCCCGACCUGAUUAGGAAACAGUGCUGCUGCUUUGCCUAAGGUGGUGCGGCCUGAGCUCUGGGCUGCGGCUUGCUGCAGGCCCCGCAGGCUGGGGCAGGUGGCCCCCGUUCUGCUCGAAGCUUCUGCAGCCGGCAUUGCCCGUGUGAGGCGAUGGCAACACCAGCACAGACUGCCUGGUGCCCCGGUGCGUGGCUAGCAGCUCCACCAAGCUGGGGUGCCCUCGCCUCCAGGGAGCCUGUUUGGUUUGCUAUAUAUAUAAAAAAGAAACUCCUAUUUUUACCUUGCUGGAAUUAUUGGAUAAAAAGCUAUUUUUAUAAAUUCAUUAUGAAUUGGAUUAUGACUAUAUUGAGGAUGAAAUUUCUAGAGAUGACCCCGUCCAUGCUCCCUCUUCCUGUUGGAGCGUGGGGACUCAGCAGCCCGCGGAGCGCCGCCCUCAGACGGCCACCCUGGGCCCGGCCGGCAGCUCGCGUGGUCGGCGCCGUGGGCUCUGCAGGCUCGCUGUGUGUGCCGUGCAGGCGGCGUCCCAGGCCGGGCCCCGGGUGAGCGAGGGGGACAGCCGCCGGGGCUGCGCUGCAAGCUCUCCUCGGAGCUGGCCCUGGCCUGUGUGGCCCGACCACUUACGGUUCCUUCACCACAUUAACUGUAUUGUUCUAGAACUUUUUUUUAGUCACCGUAUGUUAUGCAUAAGAUGUUUGUUGUAAACUAGUGUGACACGCUUCUCCCCAUUGGUUCAGAGCCAGGGUGGCAGUGGCAGCAGGCCACAGGCUGUCUCGGGGGCACACCAGGGUGGCGGGGGCCGGCGUGCACCCCCAGCCCUGGGCUUCUCACCUUGCGAAGCCUCCAUCGCCUUGCCGCCCCCGCCGCCCUGGACCACUGAGGCUGGAGACCAUCGAGGGACGAAGACAAGCCCCAGGAAUAGCUUCGGUUGUGUGUCAUCCCCGUGGGCUGCCCCGUGUGGGGCGGUCAGGAGGCGAGCUGGUCCUGUGCUGCGACUCAGCGUGGGGCCACCUGCAGAGCCAGGUGUGCGCUGUGGGUGAGUGACUGUUUCAGCUGGUGUAGAUCUGCUUUUUGCUGGAACUUUUUCCUCGAAGAAGUAAGUGCUGAUUUAAGUCAGUCGGUUGAAGAGCAGAACGUUUCCUGAUUGACUUAGAAGUCAGUGAGAAGCGCAGAGCCGUCCAGCAGCUCCGGAGGUCAACCCAGGGCAGGUGGCGACAGCACCUCCUGUCAGGGCAAGCCGCCUUUCUCCGCAGCCAUUGGAUUCCUUAUUUAUGAGUAGGUUUUAACAUUUUAAGUCAGGUCUAGACAAAACUAAAAGAUGACUUAAGCUGUAUUCCUCCCAUUUUACUUCCAUUUGCUGGCACUUCUCAUCCCUCCCCCUCCUGCCUGGGCCGCUGUCCUGUCCGUGUUGACCCGAGAUGCCAGCACCUGCACAGGGGCCGCUCCCCGGCUGAGCCCGGCUCUCCUGGGCACACGUGCUGACUUCUGGCAGGAUGAAGCAGGUUUGGAAAGCCAGAGCUGAGGGAUCGGCCUGGGUUUCCUGUGCCCCUCUCCCCUCCCAUGGGCACCAGAGCUGCUCUGGUUGCGGUGGUCGCUGGUGACAGCUCCUGCCACCUGCCCCUGCUGUGUCCCCGCUCUGUUCUUCCUUACAAAGGGCCCCUGUGGGUGUGUCUUGAGGCCUGGAUCGGUGCGUGGCAGCCAAGCAGGUGGACAGGUGGACCCUGGCAGCGGCUGACUCUGCCCCCGUGGUCCAGUUCGACAUAGUCAGAUGUGUAGAUGUGCUUACCCAGAAUGCUGGGUAACUCCUUACAAGCCAGCAUGCUGGGGCAUUGCAUGUGGCCAGCGGAGGGCCCCAUCACGCCCAGGAGCAGCCACGGAGCACCGCUGGGGGCAUGGCCAGCGCUAGGCCCUCUGACGGAGAUGUAAGACAGCGAUCUCCCACUGACGGCCUCACAUUUGGUGUUUGAAACUGACAA
This is a messenger RNA of Ochotona curzoniae (black-lipped pika), 3621 nucleotides long. RefSeq names its product PBX/knotted 1 homeobox 1 (gene PKNOX1). Gene Ontology annotation, molecular function: RNA polymerase II cis-regulatory region sequence-specific DNA binding; DNA-binding transcription factor activity, RNA polymerase II-specific. The transcript is spliced from 11 exons. Gene Ontology annotation, biological process: regulation of transcription by RNA polymerase II; angiogenesis. The record is from RefSeq and is a predicted model, not a curated record. The coding region runs from base 127 to 1437 and encodes 436 amino acids. NCBI's taxonomy places the organism in Eukaryota, Metazoa, Chordata, Mammalia, Lagomorpha, Ochotonidae.